Molecule: messenger RNA, 10059 nt
Organism: Xyrichtys novacula (pearly razorfish)
Lineage: Eukaryota; Metazoa; Chordata; Actinopteri; Labriformes; Labridae
Source: the annotation of a GenBank genome assembly
AUGGAUAAGAACGACCUGGUACAGAAGGCAAAGCUUGCUGAGCAGGCUGAGCGUUAUGAUGACAUGGCUGCUGCUAUGAAGUCAGUGACGGAGCAAGGUUCAGAGUUGUCAAAUGAAGAGCGCAACCUUCUCUCCGUUGCCUACAAGAAUGUGGUGGGAGCGCGCCGCUCAUCCUGGCGUGUCAUCUCCAGCAUUGAGCAGAAGACUGAGGGCAAUGACAAAAAACAGCAGAUGGCACGUGAAUACAGGGAGAAGAUUGAAGUUGAGCUGCAGGAUAUCUGCAAGGAUGUGCUUGUAAGGGUCUAUAAUUUCUGUUGAAACAUCUGUGAUUUGCACACUUGUAAACUUGUUUCUUUUAAGUAAUUGUGCUAGGUUGUCAAAAUCGUCACUAAAGAAACUUCAAAUUCUUAUUUUCAGGCGCUGCUGGACAACUUUCUCAUUACCAAUGCAUCCGCUGCUGAAAGCAAGGUGUUCUAUCUGAAAAUGAAAGGCGAUUAUUAUAGAUACCUGUCUGAGGUCGCAUCCGGGGACGCAAAGAAGGGUACGUGAAGUCGUUUAAAAAUUUGCAAACUGAUUUUUUAUUUUUGAAUUUAUAAUGAACAGUAACUGGCUGUUCUAAACUGAAAAUUAAAAAAUAAAUCUCCAAAAUAAAAAAGGCAGAAAUUUCUUACCAGGUGACAUAAUCGUGUUUGUGCCCGGUGUUGCAGUCGGCAAAUAUUUGCACACACAUUUGCCACUGUUAUCAAACGAUGACUAUCAUGUUAGAUUUCCUCACCACCCUCCACUGGCUGGAAAUAUCAGUUUUUGUGGUGUUAGCGAGGGAUCAGUAACAUUUAUUUCUCUCUUUAAUUUCCCCACAGACACAGUGGAGAACUCCCAGGAGGCGUACCAGCAAGCUUUUGAAAUUAGCAAGGGGGAGAUGCAGCCAACACACCCUAUCCGGCUGGGCCUGGCCCUCAACUUCUCAGUCUUCUACUAUGAAAUCCUCAACAACCCGGACAAGGCAUGCCAACUGGCAAAGACGGUAGGGACUACAGCCUACAUGCAAUCACAUCUUUGAAAUAUUUGAAGAUGGUAGAUGUCACACUCGAGCCAAAAACUCAAACACUGUUCCACUUGUAACACCUUUUAAAAUCGAGAUUUCUGAAAUUUCUGAUAUUCCAGGCAUUUGAUGAAGCCAUUGCUGAACUUGACACUUUGAACGAGGAUUCUUACAAAGACAGCACCCUGAUCAUGCAACUACUAAGGGACAACCUGACCGUGAGUCUUCAGUCCCAUAAUCUUUGCCUUUUUUUUUCCUAUUUUAAUGUUAAUCCAUGUAAAUCUUUAACAUUUCUCUCUCUGUGUUCCCAGCUGUGGACAUCAGAAAACCAGGCAGAUGAGGGAGAGACUGGAGAUGGGGAAAACUAAUGGAAUUGCACUGUUAAUCCACCUACACUCUUAUCUUAAACACAGACAGCUUAUAUACAUCCCCCUCCACUCCAUCAGCUCCUCCCACUUCUGUAUGACAAGCAGCCUGAAUUGCUCCUGACCAACUAGUUUACCCCUCUCAGUUCACUGUGAGGUGACAGGGUGAUUUUUCAGUUAGCAGAUUCAGUCACUUUGUGGAAACAUGUUGUAUUGAAUAGUGAGUCCAUGUUGCUGUUGUUUUUUUUGUCAGCUUUGUGCGAGCGUGUGUCUGUAGUGAGUGAGCAAGUGUGAUCAGAUGUGAAAGAUAGUGUGUAUGGUCUCGGGGGGGAGGGGGUGUUGUGAAUUCUAAUCGUCCUUCCAAAUCCCUUUGUCCCAGCUAGGUCCUUGUGCAUUUCAUCCCCCUUUUUUUCUUUCUUUUUUUUUGUUACUUUCUUAUUUGUGAUUCCUCAUGAUAUUUACAGGUUUUAUUGUAUGGUAAUUAAGAUGGCAGUUGAUUUCCACCAAACACUGUGAUGGUAGGCUUUCCAUUCGCUCCACAACCCCCUCAAACAUUUUUUUUUCUCUUUUUUUUUUUUUCUGUGUGUGUGUGAGUUUUCAUACACACAUACGAUCCUGUAUUUGACUAACUGCAAUUCUGCUGUGUGUUCAUACAGAAAGGAGGCAGGCUGUAUUGUGACACUGACAUCUUGGUGUAAUGAUCCUCGAUCAUGUUCACAAAUUUCACACUUUCAAACUUUGAAGGGACCCCUGAAAUUGUCAUGUUAGAUUUGUCCAGACAUCAGACAUUCCACAUUAUUAGGCUCUUGAAAGGCAGUGCUCUUUUUUUUUUUUUUAAUUUUAUUUUUUUUUUUGUUUUUGAUUAUGGAUUGUCAUUGUAGUUUUACUCACUGUUCAGGUGCUGCUUGAUCUCAGUACAAUGGAAAAUGUAUGUGCGUAAAUGUGGUUCCAUGUAUUUUGCAAGAUUGACUAUCAUCUGUAUGUAAAACCUAAAGUAACCUUUUAUUGAUGUUAAUUGAAAAUGUCUUACCACACUGUAUCAACCCUGCUUGCAAAAUAUUCCUCUUAAAGCGGUUGUUUUCUCCAAAAAAGAAAAAAAUCUGCGCCUGGCUUUCUCUUGCAGCCUCUGUUUUCAUCAAGGGACCGGAUCUGCUUGUUAAUGUUGUUUGGAAAUUUAGAAGAAAACGAGUUAGACUAGACGAAAUUAAAUUUGCUAAAUCCCAGUUCUUACUCGGUUGCAUCUUUGCUGUUAAACGUUGAUGGUGUGAGUUAUUGCCUCAAAAAAAAAAUCAGGUCUAUUUUGAAGGUGCAAUUUGGAGAUUUUCAAAAGAAGCUCAGUGUCACAAUACCAUGUAUCACCACUACAUUCCACAUAUUGUAGUUGAAGACACCAUUCCACAUUAUAGCUGACAGUCUGUUUACUCUGAAAAUGCUCCAAUGAAAUUGAAAAAAAAAAAAAUCUUCUGUUGGAAAAAAAAAAAAUCAUGUCAGUUUAUUAUUAUGCUUGAUGAAAAUGCAGUUAGUGAAUGUGGAACGAAGCCUGUCUGUAUAUCAGGUAUCUACUUGCUUUGUUUUUACUGACAAGUCUUAUGGCUAAAAUUUGCUUCUGUAACAGUCUAUUACCCAGUGCACACACGUGGUUGUGAAAUUUUAGAAUAGCUCUAAAAAGCAAUGACUGAAAAUGGAGAUAAAACAAUGGUUGGUGUAAUUCUAGCUUUGUGUUUAUGUAUCUUAAAACCAUUCUAGUUUCACUAUACAUGUAAGAAAUAGGAAAGUGUCAAAGACCAUUCAGUGAAAUAAAGUUUCGUUUAAGAUAACAGGCAAAAUACGUCUUCAUUUUGUUCAAAGGGAAUACUUUCUUUUUAUGAAUUAAACAUGGAAAUAAUUGAACAACUAGAAAUUAAAUCAGUUGUUUUUUAAACAAGUUCGGGUAGGUCAUAUCAAUCAACAGAGGGCGAUAGAAGCACAGGCUCGUCCUGUAGUUGUACGAACUAGUUCUCAUCGCGGAAUGUCAUGUUCGCGGAGUAUGUUCCCCGUUACGAAGACUCAGCGCGGAGGACACGGUCAGGUGUUCCACGGUCUUAAUUAAACGAAAACAACCUGCCGCCGCGCAUGUGGAAAUUGAUCGGCGCUCACGAAACAAGGAGUCUGAACACAUAAUUACGCUUAAAACUGUAAGUAGAACAUCAUUUAUUGUUUUUUUUUAAACGUUUGUUCAGAAAAGAUGCCGCUGCUUCACCUGCAGUUUGUACGAGCAGCGUUUCGUAUUAAGUCCAUUAAUUGUUUAGCUAACCUAAGCUAGCUAACAUAAGCUAGUGUUUAUAGUCAAAAGUUAUGAUCUCUUUGGCCGAACUUGACUUUUAAAACAAAAUGGAGCCCAACAAGAUGGUGAAACUUUUGCGAAUGUAAAAUUCAAGUUAAGUUCGAUUCUUGUUUUCCUCAAACAAGAACAUAAAAUCCUUUCUGCAAGUAAUAAAGGGGAAAAAUAUACCUCAAACAUUUUUUAGUUUGUACUCUACACUGUUUUCUAAUAUUUAUGCAUUCAUAGGCUUCAGACAGGAAGGAAUCAUUGAUAUCACUGUGGUCUCUGGAGUGAGGAUAGAAAUGAACCAACAUCUCCAAAAGGUAGAAAGUUCCCCAAAACUGCACUGCAAGGUUUUAAUAAAAUUUUAGCUGUUUAUUAGCAACUCAAAUGUAAGAUGUGGUCUUGCAUCUCUCUGUCCUGAAAAGAACUUAAAUAAAAAGUUAAUGAAUUGAGCGUUUAACCUGAUAUACCCCUGUCUUCAACAAGCCGUUACCCAAGAUGAACAGCAGUGGACCGGCCUAUCCCCUCGCCUCUUUGUAUGUUGGGGAUCUUCACCCUGAUGUUACAGAGGCCAUGCUCUACCAGAAAUUCUCACCCGCUGGACCCAUCAUGUCAAUCCGUGUGUGCCGUGAUAUCAUCACCCGCAGAUCACUGGGAUACGCCUACAUAAACUUCCAACAGCCAGCAGAUGGUAGAGUAUUUAUUUAGUCAAAACUCCACCAGAUUUAUUACUUCAAAUAUGUUUGUUUGUAUUGGAAAUGGUUUACAAGAAUCCUAAUUGCACCCCUCAAACUAAGUAUGGAUUUUCUGAAAAUUCAUGCUCAAAGUCACCCAUUACUCUCCCCUCUCGAUGAUGUUUUGUGUGUGAAGCUGUUUGAAACUCAAACUGUAUUUUUUGUUGUCUUCUGGUGGUCUUUUGUGAAGAGUAUAACUAAAAGUACAAUACUCAAUGGAAUUCUCGGUGUUUAUCUUUUUAAAACUACUCUUUCAAGCUGAGUGUGCUCUCGACACUAUGAACUACGACGUUGUCAAGGGUAGGCCCAUCCGGAUUAUGUGGUCCCAACGUGACCCGGGACUCAGGAAGUCUGGUGUGGGAAACAUCUUUAUCAAGAACAUGGAUGAGUCUAUUGACAACAAGGCACUGUAUGACACCUUCUCGGCUUUUGGGAAUAUCCUUUCCUGCAAGGUCAGUGGCAGAAUCACAAAGUUUAUGAUAAUGCACUGAACCCAUUUGUAAUAUGCUAGAAAAUGUAGUCCAGGCAACCAAAUUUAAGGACCAUCAGCCAUGACUUAUCAAAUUCGACUCACCUCAAUCAAAAACCUUUGUGGGAGAUGACUCUUUGUAGAAAAACAGUGUGGGUCUUUUUUGUCGUAGGUUGUUUGUGAUGAGAAAGGAUCCAAAGGCUACGGCUUUGUUCACUUUGAGACCCACGAGGCCGCAAAACGAGCCAUCGACACCAUGAACGGGAUGCUGCUGAAUGACAGGAAAGUGUAAGUGAAGUUUAUAUUUCAGUGAUAUUUCAAAAAUAUAAACUGAUCAGAUUGUAUUGAUUAGUUGAGGCGGAGAGGAGGGCAGAAAAUGUGUAUAUUCAUGAUUCUUUUUGAAGUCACAGAGUUUGUGCAGAUGACUGUUUCACGUUUGCUUUUCUUUUCUGUUUUUGCUUAGUCAUAAAACAAGUUCUGGCAUUGUCAACCCCAAGGCCCAUGUCCUUGGGAAAAAGUGUCAGUUGUCCCUGUCUGGGUCAGUGAGUAGGAAGGAUCUGUGUCUAGGGUCAUUGUUCAUUUGUGUGUUUGGUAAUCUUAGGAAUAGUCAUGUUCAUACAGUUAGGGUUUGUCCUUGUUUUUGGACACAGUGAGGCAGAAAUUAAGGAUUGGAUCUUAAAUUUUCAGUCCAGUUUUAAAUAUUCUCUAAAAUUAUUACUGUGUGACCAUUAUGCUGUUAACUUUAGUCUCCAUUUUGUCUAAAAAAGGGCAAAGGAAGUGUUCUGGUCCUUGUAAUGUUUUUGUUAGUUUUGGUACAGUUUUACUGUCCCUGACAUUAUUAGAAUUAUGGAGCAACAAAACAUUAGCCAGCCUGUAGCUUAUGUAUGAGUUCUCAGGGGGGACUUGUUUCAUUUUUAUGAAGCAGAACAGCCCCUUUUUAUUGGUUAAUUUGACCCACUAACCCUGCCAGCACUAUUUCCUAGUGCUGGCAGGGUGGUGGUGUUUCUCACCUCGAAAGAAAGGCAUUGCUAAAGAAAUGGUGCCAAACAAAUUUCCCCCCUUUAGAAAGAGAUACAGGCUCUGACUUUACAGCUAACAGUCAUUCUCUCUAGGAGGCUUAAGACUAUUAUAAGAAGAAAACGCAGAAAUGUAGAAUCAAGUCACUGGAUCUGUCAUUAAAUUAUUUUUUUUUUUCAUGCUUUUUGGUCAGACCAGACACCAAAGACACCUUUUCACUAUCAAGUGUUUUAAUCAUGGUUUUUUGUGGUGUCCGGUUGAAUUUUUUUGUAGUUUUGUUGGCCACUUCAAGUCCCGCAAGGAAAGAGAGAUCGAGUUUGGCACCAAAGCGAUGAAGUUCACCAACAUCUACAUCAAAAACUUUGGAGAGGACUACUCUGAUGAGAAACUCAAGGAGGUCUUUUCUUCAUUCGGUGAGAACGCACAGCCUCAGACUCUGAAUCACUCUGUUAUGGUGUAUUUUACUUUUCUGAUUUUCACUCACAAACCAAGCAUGCACUGACUGAUUUCUGCUUAACCUCAAAGGGAAGACCCUGAGCGUGCGUGUGAUGAAGGACGAGAAAGGGCGGUCACGGGGAUUUGGCUUCGUGAACUUUGUCAACCACGAUGAUGCUCAGAAGGUAGAGUGUGGAUGUUUCUUUGUUCACUCAGGUUUGGAUACCUGCCAGCAGAGAAAUGUCAUUCUGUUGACGUUAAGGGUGGCGAUCACUUAUCACGUAUAUCACUUCAUUGUCAGUUAUACACACAACCCUGUGGAUACAGAUUCUUGUUUCCGGAUCUGAGGUGCCGUUAAGGUCUAGAUUAUGCAGUUUCAGAUUUAUACUGAUUCAGACAUCGUAAAAUAAUCCUGAAAGCAGCGAUUGAAUCAUGAGGCCAAACACUUAGAAUAAGCAAAUCCCUGGUGUGUGUGUGAGGGUUUUCAGGCCCUUGAGGACUGUGGUUUCCCAAGCAAGUAGGAUACACACAACAAAACCACAAAAUAAACAUUCUCACACCUCUGCACAGCCCUGAGAGAAACUGUCAUCUUGGCGCACCCGUCAUCCUGGCUCUGCAUGUGCCAACAGCUCUCACACACAGACACACACAGACCGGCAGUGCUUUGCUCACAGCACCUGCAUGUAUGACGAUGACAGAAAACAGUCUCUAUGUGGCCCUGCUGUGUCUUUGUAAGCUGGCAGGUUCAGGAAUGUCAUUGGCUGGUGAAUCACAAGUAGUUAGUAAUCACAGCGCCUACUCUGCUCAGUUUGGAGAGAACAUUCAAGCUGAAACUAAAUAUUUACGUAGCCAUGUUGGUAUUGAAAUGUCUUUGUCCAGUAAGGAUACUGAAUUGAUGCUCCUGUUGUUUCUUUAGGCAGUGGAUGAGAUGAAUGGAAAAGAGGUUAAUGGGAAAAUGAUCUACGUGGGUCGGGCUCAGAAGCGCAUGGAGCGUCAGGAAGAACUCAAGCGCAAGUUUGACCAGAUCAAGCAGGACCGCAUUCAGCGCUAUCAGGUUCUUGGUUUCAAAAUUUUGUAUUAUGUUUCUUUGCAGACAGCCAGGGUAUAAAAAAUAAGAAUGCAAACUUUCAUAAUUUGAUUUGACAUGACACUGAUGAUUUGUUUGUGAUUUCAGGGGGUGAAUCUGUAUGUGAAAAACUUGGAUGAUGGCAUAGAUGUUGAGAGACUGAGAAAGGAGUUUGCCCCUUAUGGCACCAUCACCAGUGCAAAGGCGUGUGAUGAUUUAAGACACGAGUAAAGGUCCUUACACACUGGGGCCGACACGAAUAUAGAACGCGAAAUUAAGAAAUAUUCAGAGGUAAAUUUUGACGUGCACCUGACGAUGCACAUCAAGCCCAAUGCGAUUAUGCGACUUUCCGGGGGGAAAAGGACGCAUCCUGGCGAAGACUUUUGCCGGGGAAAGUCCCGCCUCCUUCGCCUCUGAUUGGCUAGAAAAGCUGGAAACGUCAUCACAUGCUCAAGCCAAACGGUCAGCACUUAUAGCCAAUCAGAGGCGAUAAGAUAAGCACAUGAAACUAUGGUAACAACCGUUACCUUACGUUAGCACAGAUGAAAGUUAAAACAAAGACGUUUAGCAAACUGUUAAAGCACACAAACCAUCGUCAUGAGAGAUCCGACGCUAUGACUCUCCACAAGUUGUCCUUCAGGUCUUUAUCUUUGUAAUGUUUGUGUUUUUUAUCAAAAAGCACUUAUACUCUGGAUAUACCGGUGAAUCUGACGUCGAAAACGACAUGAAAUCUGACUGGUCAGAAGUGGACACACAGUAUGUGAAACUUUAGAAAAAUCGUCCAUGAUCUGAAAAAAUAAAUGCCGGUUUGAAAAAAAACAUUGACGUCCGAAAUAAUCGCACGACAAAAACGGUCCUGGUGUGAAAGAACCUUUAACCCUCGUGAAAUAUCCAUAAACAUUUUAACCACAUGUCAAACAUCUCUGACCUCGAUCCUCUUUGUUUCCUGAAGGUCAUGACCGACGGCUCUCAGAGCAAAGGCUUCGGCUUCGUCUGCUUCUCAUCGCCCGAGGAAGCCACCAAAGCAGUCACUGAAAUGAACGGCAGGAUCGUCGCCACCAAGCCGCUGUACGUGGCUCUCGCUCAAAGGCGGGAGGAGCGUAAAGCCAUCCUGACCAACAAACACAUGCAGAGACUCGCCAGCUUGAGGUCGAUGGCAAAUCCCAUCAUUGACUCGUACCAUCAGGCUGGAUACUACAUGACUGUCCCACAGGUGUGUUUGAUAGUGCCAAGGGAAUGGGGAAUUUCUAUCUGAAGAUUCAUAAAGAAAAUGUUUUUUUUUAAGAGAAAAAAAAUGCUUCAACUUCAGACUGAGCGUUUAAGUUUCCUCUGUCAUUCAACUUUCAGCCUCCCACUCGCUCCUUCUACAACCACAGUGCAGUCAGCAACAUGAGACCAGUACCUCGCUGGGCCGGACAACCCCCCAGAGCUCAGGGUGAAUGAUUAAUUUGUUCGUCUGCUCGUAGAUUCGUGUUAAUAUUGCAUGCGCGUGAUUGACGUGUCUCGUGUUCUCAGGCCCUUACCCAGCCCAAUAUGCUCCCCGCCGUGGAUCGACACCCAUCGCUACUGUCAGACAGGCUUCCACUCAGGCCCCUCGGGUUAUAAACGGCACUCAAAAGACAAGUAAGACCAGAACCAUGACAAAAAAAGUCCAAUUGAAAUGGAUGUUAGUAUGUGAUGCAUCUGUUGUCUCUAUUUAGAUAAUAUUGGGACUCAGACUGUUGGAGGGCGUACUGACAUGCCCGGUGUGACCAGGAGUGGCCAGUACAAGUACUCAUCUGCAGUGAGAAACGCCCAGCAGGUUAUUAAUGUACCUGCACCCAUGACAAGACAUCAGGUACUACAGUCUGUGCUAAACACACUCUGUUAAAAUAGUUUCAGUACUUCUUUCGAAUUAAAGAUCAGGAUUUGUUUCCUUUACCAUUGUGGUCAAUGAUGUUGAAUCCUUCCUCCAGGCUGUUCCUGGACCUGUGAUGGAGCCGCAGGUUCACAUUCAAGGGCAAGAGCCGCUCACUGCCUCCCUGCUCGCCGCAGCCCCGCUCAUGGAUCAGAAACAGCUUCUCGGUAUGUGGCAUCACUCACUUUCGCCCUUCUACCAUCAACUCAGAUUUGUGUCAUAGUUGUCUUCUGUCUCUGCUGUGAAAAUAGGGGAGCGUUUGUACCCGCUGAUCCACUCCCUUCACCCAAACCUGGCUGGAAAAAUCACCGGGAUGCUGCUGGAGAUAGACAACUCUGAGCUGCUGCACAUGCUGGAGUCGCCUGAGUCGCUGCAUGCAAAGGCAUUUAUACAUUCACCUGUCAUUUACUGUCACCCUCACACAGUUAAAGUCAGUCGCACUUUAAGACUCAGACAACAUUUUUCUGUCUUGAACACAUUUCAUUGUUAAGUUUACCUUCCCCUCAUCAUUGUUGCAGCCCAAAAAUAUCAGAGGAAGUCAACGGAAACAACAUUUUCUCUUUUUAUGUAGAGGAGAUUAAAAUAAUCAUACUGAGUUUGCUCCAACAAGAUUUCACUUCAACUUAGACUGAUGUCGGAAAAAUUACUUUCUCUCUCCGCGGUCAGGUGGAUGAGGCGAUUGCUGUCCUGCAGGCUCACCAGGUGAAGGACUGCUCUCCUAAAAAGUAA